Molecule: messenger RNA, 5470 nt
Organism: Vespula vulgaris
Lineage: Eukaryota; Metazoa; Arthropoda; Insecta; Hymenoptera; Vespidae
Exons: 7
Coding region: 2197-2868 (223 amino acids)
Source: RefSeq, a predicted model, not a curated record
CGAUCGAGCUCGUUAAGAAACCCGGCUCUCGACCGCUAUCCGUUAUCCUCCUUUUCGAACUAAUCUAUCGCGAUUGAUGUCACCGGUGCGUGUUCCCCCUGCCGUCGGCAAGAUGCUAUUACGCCGGAACGUUAUUCGCUUACGGCGGCUAAUUCGAUUGCAUCGCCGACAACAAGGUCAGCCGUUUUACAACGUUUUACUCGCGUCGUCAUUGGAGUAACGACGAUAGGAAGAGUCGGGCCCAGGAUUUUCUUCGAGCUCGCUCCUUCUUCGUCCGUUGUCGCGUCGUCGUUACGUCGUUUCCUUGCCAGAGGGGUUAGGUAUCGAGAUAAUCGAGAAGAAUCGAGAAGAAUUCGAGAUGCGACACGAGAGAGAACGAGAGGACAGGAAACGCGAGUGCGUUUGAAAAGCAAACCCGAGAGGAGUACCCUACGCGGUGUACCCACCUAUCGUAGGACGGUGCUACCAUAGCGUCUACUACAUCCGUUCGAGUAGACAGAGUCGAGUAUGGGCGCCCUAGACGAUCUAAUUACUGGUUACACACUCGUCAGAAUCUAGCUCGUUCGGGACACGACGAGUGCUUUCUUCUCUAUCGAGGAUCGCGAGAUAAGGUUUAUCGAAUCGAAUCGAACCGUUCGAGGGUACGUCCGUGAUCUAAUUAUUUGGACGUUCUUCGACUCGUAGCUCGUCCUUGCGACGACGUCGAAUCCUUCCGGUCGAACUUCUCUUCGACGUUAUCGAAGUCAAUCGAACGUAUCCUCCGCUCGAGCGUUGGCGGGGGACGAACGACGCGUAAAGAAUAUAUUCGAUCGGAGGCAAAGAGUAAACCACGAAGAGCGAGGCCACCUACGGAUUUCCCUACCUACGGAAAUUCAGUCUCGACGUGCGAGAUCGUUAACCCCUCUUUCCCGGUCCAAAGCCUGCCGGAACUAAUUCGGUCCGAUCGAGCGGAUCCCUCGAGUCAAUCCCCAGAUCCGUCUAAACGAUCCAAGCGUUGAUGCCGAAUAAAAGUCAUCGGGACGCGAUUACAGGAGACGUACGCUCUCCAAGAUGUAAAUCGAAUUCGACGCAAGUACUUUGAAAAGCGACCUCGACUACCGUCGUACCUUCGGCGAAAUCUCUAACUACGUUAUAGAUCGCCCGUCGACCCUUGCUUUAAUAUUAAUCGAAAAGUCGCGAUGGAAGGUCAUCCCUAUGAAUAUUCUCUUGGAUAUUUGCUUAUCGAUAAGGUGAUAAUUGAACGAUAAUUAAUGCCAAACCUCGCUACUACCCACGCUAUCCCGACGUUAAAACGACGACAGGGAGAUAGAAGGGUAAGAGAAAUUAAAUGUGGAUCGGCUAUGAGAGUGCGAGGGAGCUCGCAAAAGGGAAGAUCGAUCGUACGUGACUGUACGUACUCGUACGGAACCGGCCGAUACGUAAGUACGUUCGUGCGCCCACCGCUGUAUCUGUAUCUAUGGAAAUAUAGCGUAUCUAUGCGUAAGGAGAGAAACGAAUAAAGUCGGAAAAAAUAUACACGCGUAGACCGCUUGGAACGUACGCGUACGCUUCGUAUAGAAACGAUAGGCCGAGAUACGACGACGAACGGGACUUGGGCAAUAACCUCGACGUUAUAUAUUUGUACGUACGUAAACAGGAGCGACGUGUCACACGCGCGAACAUAAAUCAUAAACAAGUUGGGAGGGAGAAAGAGAAAGGUAUAAGGACGAAGGGUCGGGCCUUGUGUCUACGGCGUGCGUUAUUGUUAUAUCCGCUUGGAUACGAGAUAACGCCAAGGGAGGAAACAGGGAAGAUUUCAUCUCGAUCCAACGAUGGAUGAAAGGAGGAGACUGUUCAGGGAGGAGAGUCGCGGUAUAUCGGACGGCGGAAGGAUGUGAGAGGACUAUAUGGGUGAACACCAAACGGGCAGAGCAGAUCCGUCGAAAUCACGAACACGUGGCGAGACGUGAAGCGGGACUAUCCGGACGGGUGGAAAAUCGCGCGAAAAUCUCUAAAUAAAGAUUUAGUACGUUAUACCGUCGUGACGCGCACACGCGAACGAAUCUCCAUCGAGGGUUUCCAGGACGAGUCGAAAAUUAUUUCAAAUAUCGAUUUCGCUUGCACAUACGUACCAUCGCUCGCUCUUCUUACUCUCGCGCGUACGUGCUAAAGGAUAGAGGAAACGAAACAAAGGAUCGAAAGACGAGUUAUCGCAGGAUGAGAUUCGUUGGAAGAGAAAAAUUUUCCAACCGACCUCGAUCGCCCGCCCAAUUCGACCCUCGAGAAGCUUCGCCCUUUUGUAAAUACGUAGCGUUGAGCCUGCUGUGCGUAAAGAAAUUCUCCGGGAGUGCGACGAUGCUGGAGGCUCCACCCGGAAGUCGCGAAGAUCUCGUGGAAGCGGCAAGAACUCCAUGUACGCCUACAGAUCUGGACACGAUGUUGUACGGAUACACAAACAGCAUAUACGUGCUGGACCACACUCCGGAAUCCUUGCCGGACAUGGAUAUGCUGCAGCUAUUCGCGUCGCCGGCAGGACGAGCACUUCUCAGUAACGACAAUCGGCCGAGAGGAUCUACGUCGACCUCCUCCUUGUCUCGAGAAUCCUCCUCGAGGUUGAAGAGCGGCAGAAGACCAUCGGGAACCGGUACGGUCAGCGCGCCUACUUCACCGCCGAGGCAAAGAAAGUCGAGCGCGGAGCUUUACAAGGAGGCCGUAGAAAUUCUUGGACUCACCUGUUCUCUGACCGACAGUUGCCGAUGCAUCGAUUGUCAGAGCAACUACUUCGACUGCGACGACGAUUGCGGCGAUGCAAGGACGGAAUUGGCCGCCGGCACUCCCAUACUGCUCGAUCACGCUUUGUCGCAUCCGUUGACAUGUUCCAUACAGUAGCAGGCCAAGUGGAUAGAAGCUGCAUCGGAGGAGAAGCCGCAUCGUCGACCCUUUUAUUAACUCAGCCUGCCACGCAUCGAAUACUUAUCGAAAGGAUUUUCCUUCGAAAAGGAAGCUAAUCUUACGGGGCCGAUCGUACGCCGAAGGACGAUUAGAAGAAUAAGCGAAAAAUAUUAUUAAAGUGUUAUAAAAAAAAUGGAAGGAGGACAAGCGACUUUCCUAAAAGGGGAGCAUAUAAAGAGAAAAGAAAAAAAUACCGAUAAAGAAUACACACGCACGUACAUACAUGCGUACAUACAUACAUACACACACAUAUAUAUAUAUAUAGAGAGAGAGAGAGACAGAGAGAGAUUUGAAAUUAGAAAAUCCGAAGAGAAUCAAUUCGUUGACUAAAAGAAAAACGAGAAAGUAACGUUUUUCCUCCUUCGUGUCGUUCGAUCGUAACCGAGUUAUCUCGCAACCCGUCUUUCGGUAGUUAGUCCUGUCGAAUUUCUACAUCUCUUUUCACUAUUGUCAGCUCGAAUUAUCUUUCUCGAAUGAUCACAUCGAGUACACGCGUACGUGUACUUUUGAAAAAUUCUGAAACAAGGAGGCACGUUGAUCGACGAUUAUCGGAGAUUAGGAAGACGAAUAAAGGGACACUAAUGGCAAACUACGCCAAACUAUCGAUAAAAGGAAGAUUAAGGACGAAAGUCGAGAUAGCGUUAAUCGAGUUAAUCCAUGUACCUAUACGGUGUCUGAGAAAAUUAUAUUGAUACGCUCGUCGUAUAUACAUAGACAUUAUAUUUACUACUCGUUUUAUUAUUAUCAUCAUCAUUAUUAUAUUAUUACUACAAAUUAUUGAAAUCUAGCGAAAUAAAGUAUACCGUUGAAUCGUACGCUCAAAGUUAAACCAAAGAUAUUACAAACGAGAAAAAUCUGUAUUUUGCGAAAAUACGAGUACAGAGUUUUCCACCAGCUCCUUCACCACUCCCGGAUUUCGCGUUCUUUUAAGUAACGAGCAGUACGAAGGUCUGCAUAUUACGUAGAUCGUAAUGAUAAAUGAUAUAUGACGUAACUACAAUAUAAACGAAGUUAGGCCUGAGAGUUAAUUAUGCGUUCAUUUGAUCGAGAUUGUAGCGAAUACGUAGUGGAAAAUGAAGGGAAAGGAAUAGCCGAAGGUAGCCGAAAGAAAAGUUCGAUGCUUUCGUCGUGAGCGAUUUAGUGAUCAUAAUGGAACAAAAGUCUAACGGUUGAAAUUGUUAUCGUAUCGAAGAAGGGUUUUAGUGCCAAACAAGAUUUUGCGCGUAGUACGCGUUCGACGUUCGUAAGGUAAACCGCUUACGAAUUAUGUGUACCUACCUUGUUGCUAAGCUUGCCAGAUUAUUAAAUGAAUACUUAAAUAAUGGAUGAAUAAAUAAAUAAAUAAAUAUUAAUAUAAAUAUAUAUAUAUAUAUAUAUAUACAUACAUACAUACCACGUGCGUGUGUGUGUAUGUAUGUGCGCGCGUGUGAGUGUGCGUGUGCGUGUGCGUGUGUAGGUACGGCUCGAUCGUACAAGAUAUACCGUGGAGUUUUGGAUGCUCCAAUCGAGUUUUCUAUGUACAUCUCGAGUUACAAACCGAAGCCUUUCUCCAACUACAUUUACAGGAUUUCGUACUUACGUACGAGCGUAGACGUAUACGUCGUUAAAAGUACAUAUAAAAGUAAAACACGAUUCAUCAUUCUUUCCGUGUUUGACGAGAGAGCCGAAAAGAAAGGAAACGUUGUCACAUUGUUACUUUUUUUCACAACGAGACAUCUACCAAGCUAUUCAAAUCUUUUGGCAAAAGAUUUUUCAAGGCUCUCCUAUCUUGUAACAGGACGUACGCUGAUCGCCAGCAGCGAAUUACCGUACAAUUUCAAGAUUUCGAUUUCGAUUAAAUGCGUCUUCCUUUAUCCAAGUGUUUGCGCAUAUUCCAAUCGUUUGCGACUCGUCGCUCUCGUACGUAUGUAACGUAUAUCCAUCGAUCUUCCAAGUCGUCGUUUUAUAUCGCGCGAAAUUAUUCGAUCUCGUCGAGAUAUCAUCUGGUUUAAUCUGCGAUUGCCGCGAUGGAAUCUAAUUAGAAUAGAGAGCUUUCAACUUUUCAAUUUUUCCAAGAAACAAACUCUCAAAGACAAGGGACUUUUGCUCUUUGCUUUUCGAAAUCGUUAAAUCGUUAAAUUAAUUAUACGCUAUAUCCGAUUAGAUGCUCAUCGUUCAUUCUCUUCUCGAUAUAUCUACGUAUUACUGCCUUUUCACUCGCGAACGAGGAUCUAUCGAUUCCGUCGAAUCCUUGAUCGCGUAGAAACGUCUACGAUCCAUCGCUUUGCGAUUCAACACACGAUGAUUGCAUCGGAUCGGCAACAUUCAUAUUCUCAUCCGCGAAAGUAUAAGCGAAGAAAUCAACAAUAAGUCCUCCAUCCUCCGAGUGAGAAGCAUUUAAAAUCGAAGAUAAUUCGAAAGCGCGACAGAUAUCGAGCUCUCUGUCUUUUAAUCAUUUUAUAGCGACACGGUUACGAAUAAACCAAAACGCAUUCCUGUAAACUACGAUGGCGUACUCUUGGAUAUGGCUAAUAUUCAAAUAUAGCAUAAUAAAGUAUAA